Molecule: messenger RNA, 1821 nt
Organism: Staurois parvus
Lineage: Eukaryota; Metazoa; Chordata; Amphibia; Anura; Ranidae
Source: the annotation of a GenBank genome assembly
AUGAACCAUGAUACUGUUCAAGGGAACAAAAACCUGCAGGUUCAGUUUGUACCUGAUGAAGAUGUUUUGGAGCAUAUUAUUGAUAAACAAGAAGGAACAAGGCUAAGGAGCAGCACAAUAGCUCAGAAAAUUGCAAAUACUAAAAGCUUGAUUAAGAAAGAACUGUAUGCUGAGAGUGAGGCUGUGGAUAACUGGAAGGAAAAGGACUAUGUGGAUGUGUUAGGAGUAAAUACUGAAGAUAAUUUAGAAAAUGGCCCUGGAACAGGAGGAGGCGAUGUCUACUCAUUCCAUACUAUGAGACGCUCAAACAAAAUGGCCCAGCUCGCCUCUGAGAUGGCCAGGACUCCUGGUAAAAGCGUCACAUUUUCUACAAAAGAUAGUCCUGAGGAAGCUGUCAGCCCACCUCCAAACAACAAAAAGCAAUCCACAAUUAAAACAACUUCUAAGGGAAGCAAAAAUGAAUUUAUCUCCACAACACCGCAUAGGCUGAGGAAAAGACUGUCAGCACCAGAUUUACGGUCAGACAGUGAGAGUGAUUAUUCUGAUUCUGAUGAAGAGAUUGAAGAAAAGCCAGCCACUGCUAAAACACCAAGUAAAGGAUCACAAACGCCAAGCAAAGGAUCUCAGACUACUGGGAAAACACCAUCCAAAAAAGGAAAGACAAAAAGCAACCUGGUGGAAGAGUACUUUGAAGCUCACAGCAGUUCUAAGGUCCUCACGUCUGAUAGGACAUUGCAAAAGCUCCAGACUCCAAAGCUAGACCAGGAAACAUUACGUAAACUUUUGGAACAGACCUCAACUACCUUUGCUGAUGAUCUUUACUAUCUAAACAAAAAGUAUGAAGAACUUUUCUACAAGUGGAUGUUACAGCUGCAUCUUGGUUUCAAUAUCAUCCUGUUUGGUUUGGGCUCCAAGAGGAAUCUUAUAGAGACAUUUAGAACAUCCAUGCUACAGGAUUCUCUCCACAUUGUCAUCAAUGGAUUCUUUCCAGGCAUUACAAUUAAAUCGAUUUUAAACUCCAUCACAGAAGAGGCUUUAGGUCACUCUGGGACUUUUCGCAGCCCCUUGGAUCAAAUGGACUUCAUUUUACAGAAGUUCAAAGACAAUUGCUCCUUGGUACUUUAUCUUCUCAUACAUAAUUUGGACAGUCAUAUGUUAAGAGGAGACAAAAGUCAACAGGUCCUUGGACAACUGGCUUCAAUCUCUAACAUUCACCUUCUUGCAUCUAUUGAUCAUAUUAAUGCUCCUUUAAUGUGGGAUCAGUCAAAGCAAAGCCUGUAUAAUUGGCUAUGGUAUGAAACUACAACAUACAGCUCCUAUGUGGAAGAGACAUCCUAUGAAAACUCAUUGCUGGUUAAACGUUCUGGAGCUCUGGCCCUUAGCUCCCUUACUCAUGUGAUGCGCAGUCUUACCCCAAAUGCCAGAGGUAUUUUCCGGCUUCUGGCAGAGUAUCAGUUGGCCAACAAGGACAACCCUUCAUACCAAGGACUUUCAUUUCAAGACUUUUAUCAGCAAUGUAGAGAAGCUUUUCUUGUCAACAGCGACUUAACAUUAAGGGCUCAGCUGACUGAGUUCAGAGAUCACAAAUUGAUACGCACAAAAAAGGUACGUUUUAUGGUCUUCUGGUUGUGUGGUCCAGGCUAUUUAGCUGAUCGUAAAGUAUACUUUCUAGUGGCAGUGGAUAAGAAGUGCAGGCAGAACAUUUUUAGAAGUUAUGAUUGCUACAGGAAAUGUGUAAAUAACAGAUUUUUUUUUUUUUUUUGCCAUAUGAUGCCCUGUGUUCAAUACAGAGAUGAUUGGAGGUCAGAAAAUAGCCAAUGA